Rhodamnia argentea is the source of this 970-nucleotide messenger RNA. RefSeq names its product glycine-rich protein 5. The coding region runs from base 27 to 719 and encodes 230 amino acids. Lineage: Eukaryota; Viridiplantae; Streptophyta; Magnoliopsida; Myrtales; Myrtaceae. The record is from RefSeq and is a predicted model, not a curated record. The transcript is spliced from 2 exons.
AGAGAGAGAGAGAGAGAGAGAGAGAGAUGGCGAGGUGGGUGUGUGCGUUUCUGGUGCUUGCUCUCGUGGCAAUGACGCAAGCGAGUGCGCGUAAGGUUCCAAGCGACGCUGGUCCGAACGACGACGCGUCGGUGCAUGCAACUGCAUGUAAAAAGCCGAGCGGUGAGGUUGCCAAGGAGCAGACGGCCACAGUGCACGCGAGUGCCCCGGAAACUGUGGCUGCAGCAGAGGCGCCGGGCGGCGGUGUGGGUGACAAGAAGAACUUCAUCGCCUACGGCGGCAUCGGCGGGUUUUCAGGAGUUGGCGGGUACGCCGGGUUGGGCGGCAUCAUGCCGACUCUCGGUGGUGUUGGCGGGAUCGGCAAGUUUGGUGGGAUCGGGGGAGCUGCAGGAAUCGGUGGCAUUGGCGGGCUUGUGCCCCUCGGCGGCGUGGGAGGCGUGGGCGGCGUCGGAGGUGGGGCCGGCGGGGUUGGCGGUUUAGGAGGCGUCGGAGGCGGGGCUGGCGGUUUAGGCGGCCUCGGAGGCGGGGCUGGCGGUUUAGGAGGCCUCGGAGGCGGGGCUGGUGGUUUAGGCGGCCUUGGAGGUGGGGUUGGAGGUUUAGGAGGCCUCGGAGGCGGGGCUGGCGGUUUAGGCGAUCCCGCCGGCGGCGGGGCCGGUGGGCUAGGUGGUGGGACCGGCGGAGUUGGUGGAUUGGGGGGUCUCCCAGGUGUUUGUCCUUGAUUAAAUUCGAGCAUUCCUAGGUGGAUUGUCACAUUUAAUCUUCUUGAAAACUAAGUUUAGUGUUGUGGUCUUUGAAUGUGGGUCAUUUGUCAAAUAAAGAAGUUUAGGACUAGUGUUAGGCUAAGGUCGUUGAUUAGGAGCGUGGAGGACAUUGUGUUCCUUAUUCGAGGUUGUAAGUGAAGUCCCUUUUGUUUUCCAUCAUCAUUUAGGGUCUGUUGCAUUUUGCCAUUGUACUUCGGUAUAUUCAACGC